Messenger RNA from Verticillium nonalfalfae, 1095 nucleotides. RefSeq lists its product as uncharacterized. Lineage: Eukaryota; Fungi; Ascomycota; Sordariomycetes; Glomerellales; Plectosphaerellaceae. The transcript has a single exon. Bases 1 to 1095 code for a protein of 364 amino acids. The record is from RefSeq and is a predicted model, not a curated record.
AUGGCCCCCAAAGUCAAGGCCGUUCGCUCGCGGGCCAAGCCCCCCGCCCGUCCCAGCGACCCGACCGUGCCGCCGGCCCCCUUCAAGGCGCCGGCGUCGGUGCUGGCGCCGUUCCUCGCCCACCUCGACCCGGCGCACGUCUACAUCACGCACAUCGACCUCAAGCCGCGCGACUUCAAGCGCAACAUCUUCCUCGUGCCGCUCGGCAUGAACGUCGUCGUCGUGCUCCUCUUCCUGCUGCGCACCUGGUCCAUCACGCCGUACUACUGGCGCCUCGUGCAGUCGGGCCUCGGCACCGCCAACGAGACGACCUUCCCGGCCGCCACGGCCACCUGGGCCCAGAUCGCCUGGGAGGUCGCCAAGCGCGGCGCCACCUUCUCCCUCGACCUCGUCCUCGUCGUCUUCGUGUGGCCGUGGCCCGUCGAGUUCGCCCUCGGCCGCACCCACGGCAACCCGCUGCGGUGGCGCCGCCGCGUCGGCUUCCGCGACAAGGAGAUCUACGUGCGGCGCAGCCGCGACUGGGACCGCAAGCUCCGGACGCGCGGCGCCGACGGUGACGGUGACGGCGACGGCGCCGACGUGCUCCAGAGCGCCGAGACGCGCGGCGCCCUGCUGGCCCUCGUCCGCCAGGCCACGUCGCCCAUGCUGCAGCACGAGAAGACGGGCUACCUGACCAUGAACGGCGAGUGGGACCUCGACUGGGAGGCCAUGGUGACGGCGCACGCCAUGGUCGACCGCAAGGCGAUCGCCGUCGACGCCUUCCGCGCCGUCGUCCUCGUGCACCACGUCGAGUACGGCUGGAUGGCGCUGGCGCAGCCCAGGGAGGACGCCGCGCAGGAGGCCGACGUCGACGUCGACGCCCGCCGCCGGCAGGUCUUUGAGUUCCGCGACGCCCUCGCCGCCGUCGGCAAGGAGGACCUGUUCUUCCGCUGGAUCGAGAUUGUGCAGUACGAGUCGACGCAGCCGGGCGGCUUCGGGCCCGAGCGCCAGGUCGAUGCGGCCAAGAAGAUUCGCGACCUGUUCAGCAAGGAGGGCAUUGACUUUGACGAGUUUUGGAAGGAGAGCGUCGGCGAGGAUGCCGAGGCGGCUUUUUAG